Phytophthora sojae is the source of this 1410-nucleotide messenger RNA. RefSeq lists its product as hypothetical. Bases 1 to 1410 code for a protein of 469 amino acids. The record is from RefSeq and is a predicted model, not a curated record. The transcript has 7 exons. Lineage: Eukaryota; Oomycota; Peronosporomycetes; Peronosporales; Peronosporaceae.
AUGAGUGCAUUGUCGGAGAGCGGCGGUGUAGUAGUAGUAAGAGAAGACAGCACAAAUAUUGUUUUGGGCCUUGCCGAUGUAUCCACCACCACGAUACUUAGCGUCGAGCCGAACGUGCCGUUCCGUGCGACGCAGCCGAUCUUGCGCCGUCAACUGCGUUGUGGCAAGAUCGUUCGUGUUAACGGAAACGGUCAUCGCAUGUGGACACCCACGUUUUACAGUUCAACGACGUUACGCACCGAAACCCAGCUUCACCUAGAGAGAUUGACGCGAGGCCAGCCGCUAGUUCUGUAUCUGCGCGAAGCACGUUGCGAGAAGCUGGUCAUCACAAAAGAAACACUCCAGCCUCUCGCUGGCUCUGCUGCUGCUGUUGGAAGCCUUCUACAGUAUCGCUGGCGACGAGUCUGCAGACGCGCCGAUCUUCGCCCGAGUCAGCUGGUUGACAGCAGUGGACCUGCUGGGACCGAAGAGUGUGCAGUCGGUGGCGAGUACCGCCAAAGAUACGCCCACCUUCAACCGAAAAUCUUAACCAGUCGAUGCGGCGGCGCUCACGUCGUCGCGCGAUCAUGUAGCAGCGCUGCUUGGCGCGCAGUGGCUGGCGUGGUAAAUUGCUGUCUAAAAGUUUUUUUUAAUCAAAAACGCACCCCAUUUGCCUUUGCCCUCAGCACUCUAGGCAAGACGGUCUCGCUGGAUCCGUCUGACAGCACGUGCUUCCCGGCCACGGGUAACGUCCGUAGUAUUCUCAGAUCGACGGCAGCUCGCCGCGAGAUCGGCAGCUCGAUCCCCAAAGUCGAGGGUCCCGAGCUCGAGGACCGCAAUUGGCGGUCCUUGAAGCUGCAGCUUUCUUUAUUGCUUGGCAUCAUAAGCCACAGGCCGCCGUUUACGCUCCUGGCGUCCUCGAGGCGAGCUUUCGCAGAUCUGCCGUGGGUCUGCCAGAGUCUGGCCCGGUCUGGGGCUUGCUCGCUCGUUUUCGACUGGCUAGGUGCACUUGAAUUGUCGUACUGUGCACACAUGGAGAGCCGACCGGCCUGGAUUCUUCGCCACAGCGCGUGCAAGACCGGCGGCGAGUCUCCUGCUCGUCCGAUUAUCGCCGGCGACGAGCUCAAUACUGUACAUGUACGGCGGCUCCAGGUUGGAGUCCAGCCCUCGACUAGGGCCCCUAUGCCUGACCCUCGAGUCAGCCGCACUCAGCUGGUCGACAUCCUGGCGAUGGCUGCUGCCACAUGCGUCGGCAUCGACACGCGCCGCGUCGGUCUCCCACUGUGUGUGGUCCACACUCUGCUUGAUCUGCUGCCACAUAACGCAAAUGGCGCGAGGAUGAGCUUUCAGCACCGUUGGGCGCGAGCAACGUCAUUUGCUGGGGGGAUUCCUGGCGGGGAUAGUUUACAUGCUGUUGCUUGUUGCCUGUAA